Lobosporangium transversale is the source of this 439-nucleotide messenger RNA. RefSeq names its product ubiquinol-cytochrome C reductase hinge domain-containing protein. Bases 60 to 368 code for a protein of 102 amino acids. Lineage: Eukaryota; Fungi; Mortierellomycota; Mortierellomycetes; Mortierellales; Mortierellaceae. The record is from RefSeq and is a predicted model, not a curated record. Gene Ontology annotation, biological process: mitochondrial electron transport, ubiquinol to cytochrome c. The transcript is spliced from 3 exons.
CCGCCACUCCGAAUCAAUACCACAUUACUUCCAUCUCUCCCUUGUAAUAUUUAAUAAUCAUGUUGAGCUUCAUCACUGAAUUGUUCCCUGCUGUCUACGCAGAGGAGAAGCAUGAGGAGACUCCCGCUGAGCAGCAAGAGGAGGCUGCCCCUGCUGCUGAGGAAGAGGAGCCAGAAGACAUUAAGCCCGAGAUUGAAGAGGCCUGUGGCGAAGACGCCGCUUGCUUGCCAUUGAAGCACCAUCUCGAGGAGUGCAACCGCCGUGUCCAGGAGGACGGUGCCCAUGAGGACUGUAUUGAAGAGCUUUACCACUUUUUGCACUGCGUCAACGACUGCGCUGUUCCAAAAUACUUCAAUAAGCUUGCUUAGACUAUUUUUUCAACACAUCCAAAUACAAGUUCUUCAUCUACCUUCUCAUUAAAAUAAACAAAUCAACAAAU